CGAUGGCGAUGGCGAUGGCGAUGGUGUCCUCAUCAAGUCUACAUCAUAUUGAAUUACGAUUGUUUUUGGUCGGGAAUCCUCGGGAGGGUCGACCCUGGUGCAUCGGAAAAGCUGAUGGUAAUGUGAUCAUGUGGUAAGGGCGCACUCACUCACGUUUGCUCCAUUCCAACCUCUGAUGGUUGCAAAGAGAGAUGGAGAGAGGGAGGAGGAGGAGGAGGGAGGAGGAGGAGGAGGGAGGAGGGAGGAGGGAGGUGGUUUUCCCUGUCAUCUUUCCUAGACUUCGCAGGAGCUUGGCAGUGAUGAGCAGACGAGCAAUUCUCAGCGACGUACGGGAGGCGUGGUGAAUUGCUGCGGCAAUCGAGUUUCGAGCUCCCUUGGUUCUUCGUCUCUCCUCCUGAUGAAAACAGAAAACAACUGCAAGAACUCCUUCGCUCUUCCUCCUCCCUCCUCCUCUGUCCUUCUCCUCCUCCUCCUCCUCCUCCUACAGUCACUCCUCCCUUCAUGAUUACUGCUUCUUUUGAGUCCGCCGGUGAUCCAUCGACGCCAUUGCUGUCAGUUACACACGGCAUGGACUUGAGCAACCGACGACGACCUCCCUACACUUCACUACAUCUGCAUCUACGGGCUGAAGUCCUCCUCCGCCUCCUCGUCUUGGCUGCUUCAUCUUAUCCUCGCUCGUUCCACUGCUGUCUAGCUCUUCGCUGCACUCGGUCUCUCUGCGCAACAUAAACUGGCACGCUAACCCCUGUUGUUGCAGCCCUGGGAGGCCUGUGCGACAAGAUUUGUGUUGCCUGAUGUCCGUGAUCUCGAACAGUUAGUCUCUCUCAAAUGACGUGCGGCGGUUGACGGGGUCUCUGCACCUUCUGCGAAAUCUCGUGCCUCUCUCUCUCUCUCUCUCUCUCUCUCUCUCUCUCUCUCUCUCUCUCUCUCUCUCUCUCUCUCUCUCGCUCGCUCUCUCUCUUUUCUCCCUCCCGGAGUUUCCCCCUUCUGUUUUGGUUGUCUAUUUCGUGGCUGUUCUUGAUAUUCUUCUCCUCCUCCCUCCUCUCUAUCUACACUCCCUCACUCCCCCACUUUUCCUGUCCCUCGCAGUCCUCCUCUUCAGGGUAGUCAGAGUGCAUCUCAUCGCAUUAUCCCCCGAUGGAUUCGGACCAUCGGAUUAGUGCUCGUACAUUUACAGUCCUAACUAUUUUCUCUCUUGCAUGCUUCAUUAUCAGCUUCCACUCUAAUGCCGCAUUCUGGACUAUCUGGACUGGGUCCGAUGUAAGUGACGGCUCUUGCAAGGAUGCCAGCGAUCGACGCGGCGAUCCCGAGGCCGCUAUCAACGGCAGUCAUGCCACCGUCUUCUCUCUAGCGAGUUUGGGACAAAGGACGAGUAGGCAUAGAGACAUCUGCUGGCAGGGACCUCCGCAGUUUCAAGGCGGUCACAAUUUGGUGGUUGCAGCCUCUUCUUCCUCCUCCUCCUCUUCUUCCUCCUCCUCCUCAUCUAACUCCUCCUCGUCCUCCGGUUCUUCGUUCAAACUGCCUCCUGGAAGUGUCACGUGGCGCGCAGUGGAAGUUGUUGGGAUGGGAUGUUCCUUGUGCUUUACAGGAUCCACGUGUAGCUUCAGAUUAAGACUCGGUUCCCGUUUGUCCUUGUGGGCCGAUCAAGAUGUGCCCCGCCGGCGAGAGGUGAUGGUGGUGAUCGAUGGUCCAGCUUUGCUAGAAGGUGCUGUUACCCCCAUCAGCACAUCGAACAACCAGUUGGAAUGGAUGGUCUCUUAUCUACCCUUCGAUCUUGGGGAGUACGUCGUCACGAUCUAUGCAGAAUGCUCCCUCCCUGUUCUCGGCAAUUCCCUGUCCAUACCUUUGGCCCGUUCCCCUUCAGAAGCCACCACCUACCUCUCCCAAUUCAACCUCACUGUGUACUCGACUCGAAUGAAACCGACACAGCAGGAGCACCAGCAGCACCAGCAGCAGCUUAGUCCCUGCGACGCAGGGUUGUACGGGCGAUGGGUCUCCUCGACGGCGGCCUCGGUGGGCAAUACUCUGUAUGGUUCUUCUUCUUCAAGUCCCGGCGAUUCCCUGUACACGUGGCAGUUCUUCGACUGCGCAGUUGCCCAAGACCGCGACAGUUUCCUGCUAGCUCUGUUGAGGCGGGACAUCUCGGAGAUCAACUUCAUCGGCGACUCCCAUAACCGCAUGCUCUAUCAUCACCUCUGUUACCUGCUCAACGGGUGGGUGAACGUGUCCGAAGCCAAGUGGCACGGCGACUUAGUCAAGGAAGUUUCACUGACUGGCCGACUUAACUUCAUCCUUCGAUUCUUUUGGGUUGAUGGCAUCUUCCAAGAUGACCAGUUUGGAUGUGCGCACAGAGGAGCGUUUACUGGUCGCAAAGGAUUUCCGGACAUCCCGCCGCCCACCUCGGGGGGGGCACUCUAUGUGCUCGAUGCCGCCCACUGGACAUUUCAGGAAUGCUCGUAUGCGGAGGCAGCGUACGCGCAUUACCUGCCAGAGUUCCUUGCGUGGGGGAAGAGCUUGCUGAAGAAGAAGGGGUCAUUUUCAUCGGCGGGGGCUGGUAGGAGGGGUAGUCGUAGCAGUCGAGUGGUGUGGAGGAGUGCAACUGCAUUUAACGUGAAGAGUUAUGGCUGCAAAUGGGGGGCGGAGAAGAGAGGAUCACCUCCCAAGGGGAGGAGCAACGCAGGGCUCCGAUUCGCCAACGAGUUUGCCAAGAUCGCGGUUCGUAAUGCCGGCUUCCAGUAUUAUGACAGCUGGCAGGUGGAGGCUCCGUUUUACUUCGAUGACUCAGCCUCAGAUUGCCAUUUCUCGGGUAUUACGAAUAAUGGGCGUGUGCGAGGUGUUGUUGGAGAGGCAGUCACACGACAUUUUAUGACUUGGGUGGCGACGGUCAUGCAGUGAGUGACCACGAGAGAGUGGGGAAGAGAGGGAGAGAGGGAAGGGGAAACACACACACACACACACACAGCCACACGCACACACACACACACACACACACACACACACACACACACACACACACACACACACACACACACACACACACACACACACACACA
Messenger RNA from Chara braunii, 3053 nucleotides. The record is from the annotation of a GenBank genome assembly. NCBI's taxonomy places the organism in Eukaryota, Viridiplantae, Streptophyta, Charophyceae, Charales, Characeae.